Messenger RNA from Penaeus vannamei (Pacific white shrimp), 921 nucleotides. Lineage: Eukaryota; Metazoa; Arthropoda; Malacostraca; Decapoda; Penaeidae. The record is from RefSeq and is a predicted model, not a curated record.
AUGUCCGUGAUCUCUUUCGUCCGUGGGAGAAUUCGUCCGUGGGAGCCAUCACUAACCCACCCAUCCACUAACGCUUCUCUGUUGGGGGUGGCGGCACUGGUGAUACCAAAUAUACCACACCAAAUACCCACACCAGAUACCCGAACCACACCAAAUAUACAGAUACCAACCUACCACAUCAAAAUACCGGACCUACCCACCCAACACCCCACACCAGAUACCAGCCAUACCACACCAAAUACCACACCAGAUACCAGACCUACCACACCAGAUACCUACCACACAAAUACCCACGCCAGAUACCAAACGAAACCACACCAAAUACCCACACAGACACCAGACGAACCAACACAAAUCCCACACCAGACACAGACGACACACAAUAACCACACCAGAAACCACCAUACCACACCAGACAUCACCCAACCAACCACACAGAUACCAGACGAACCACACAAAAAUACCCACACCAGAUACCAGACGAAUCACACCAAAUACCACGCCAGAUACCAGACGAACCACACAAUAUACCCACACCAGAUACCCAUACCAGAUACCAACCUACCACACAAAUACCCACACCAGAUACCAGACGAACCACACCAAAUACCCACACCAGAUACCAGACGAACCACACCAAAUACCACACCAGACACAGACGAACCACACAAUAUACCACACCAGAUACCAGCCAUACCACACCAGACAUCACCCAUACUACACCAGACCUACCACACCAGAUACCAACCUACCACACCAAAUACCCACACCAGAUACCAUCCAUACCAGACGCCACCUUCCCACAGCACGAAGAAGCCCCACAGAAGGCCACGCCACAGUAAGCCACACGAGAGCAGCAUGAAGGCCCUGUCGGAGGUGUUUGCUGUGGCCACACCUCCUUCUGUGGGCAUCCAUAAGUAA